Macadamia integrifolia is the source of this 4003-nucleotide messenger RNA. RefSeq lists its product as uncharacterized. Gene Ontology annotation, molecular function: protein binding; mRNA binding. The record is from RefSeq and is a predicted model, not a curated record. The transcript is spliced from 2 exons. NCBI's taxonomy places the organism in Eukaryota, Viridiplantae, Streptophyta, Magnoliopsida, Proteales, Proteaceae. The coding region runs from base 181 to 3771 and encodes 1196 amino acids.
GUCACUUCUCAAAUAUUCUCGUGCUUUUCCCGCCUUUGUCAUUCUCCGCCACUUCUGCGAGCUCGAGCCACAAACUUCUCCGAACAAUGUCUCCAUACCCUUAGACACUUCCAUCUCAUCUCCUCUACAACCUUCAAUUCUGCAUUAUAGGGUUUGAUUUCAACUUUCAAUCUCCACAUCAUGGAAGGACACCCCUUGAAAUUGACAAUAGAGAAAGGUCCCCGAGAGGGAGAAACCCUAGUUCGCAAACCAGGAUCCUUCGUCCGAAUCGGUAGACUCGUUAAAGGCAACAACUUCACUAUCAAAGACGAAGGAAUUUCAUCGAAGCACUUGUUCAUCGAAUUUAAAGGAGCGAAAUGGGUUGUUUCAGAUCUCGAGAGCUCGAACGGUACGCUUAUUAACAACACUAAGUUGCAAGCUUUGGUAACUUAUGAUUUAAGGGAUGGAGACGUGAUAAGGAUUGGAGAGUACACAUCUAUCAAGGUGAAUAUUAUGGAAGAAGCCAAGGUUGAUAAGCGUUCCAAAAGCGCUGCGAGAGGAGCUUCUGUGGAAGAUGUGGAUGGGUUCGGCGCUGAGGAUGGAGAGAGUCAGGUGAGGAGAAAUCCGAGGCGAAGAGCGGUUUCGAAGAAGGUUCCCAAGGAGGAGCCUGUAGAAUACGAGUCUGAAGUUCAAAUUUUUCCUGAAAAAUCGAAUUUAGCAGCUGAGGAUUGUGGGGAAGCAAAGGUCUUGCCUCCUUUACGGGGCCGGGGCAGGGGCAGGGGCCGUGGUCGGGGUAGAGGAGCAGCAGCGAGGACUGGGGCUUUGAAAGAUGGUGAACUUCUGGAGUCUUCUGAUGUUCAGGGGAUCCCUGGAACUUCAAAUGUAGGGCCAGAAAGCAGUAGAGACCAGGAUAAUGCCGUCACAGUUGGCGAGAAUCAGACCAGGCAAGAAGUUUCGAAGAGUCAAUCUGCUGACUCCGGAUCUGGGGUUCAUAAGAUUACUGAGAGUUCCAAUUUAGGUGGAGAGAGCUACAGAGAAGCAGUUGAUGUGGCACCAGUUGUUGAAGAGAAGCCAAGGCCGGUAGUGGCUCUUAGAAGGACUAGAUCUUCAAGAAAUAAUGACAAAACUUCAGUUUCGGUUUCGGGGCUUCCUAAUAUUCCUGAAAGUUCAUGUUUAGGCCAAGAGAGUUGUAUAGAACCAGGGAAUAAAGUUCUUGUAGAAGAGAACCAGGGAGGAAGAGCGGCACUUGAAAGUUUCAAGGUUUCAGAGGAUGAGAUUUUAGCCCCUGUAUCAAUUCCUGCUUCUGAUGUUCAGCUGGGUGUGUCAAAUUCAGAGAAGAAUACUUGUAAGGAAAGCAGUAGAGAGCCAGAGAAUGUGGUUGCUGUUGCAGAGAAUCAUACUCGGCGAGGUGCUUGGAGAAGAAUGAGGGCGUCAAAGAAUGAACCUGCAGGAUCUGUUUAUGAGGUUCAUAAUUUUACUAAAAGUCCCGCUUUUGUUCAAGAGAGCUGUAGUGAACCAGAGAAUGCAGGUCCUGUUAGGUCUUCGAAGGUUGAUAAUGAACUUUCAGUUUCAGUUUCAGUUUCUGUUUCGGAGGUCCCAGAUAUUCCUGAAAGUUCAAAUUUAGGUCAAGGGAGUUGUACAGAACUGGAGAAUGGGGUUCAUGUAGAAGAUCACAUUGAAGGGAUCAAGGCCUCAGAAGAUGCAGUUCAGCUGGGUGUAUCAAAUUCACAGAAGGAUGCUAGUAAGGAACCGAAGAGUACGGAUGCUGUUAAAGAGAAUCCUGCGAAGGUUGAUUAUGGAAAGGAGUUAGAGAAGAUGACAAUGGGAGAGUGGUUUGACUAUUUGGAGGUUUAUUUAUCAAAGCAGAUAUAUGACACAACUGAGGAAAUUAUUUUGGAUAUGAGGGAGAGAGCUAAGAAGUUCAAUGAAUUUAUGUCACAGCAGCAGAAUGGGAAAGCUAAGCAACCUGCAAUUGGUUUGAUUUCUACUUUCAAUCUCCACAUCAUGGAAGGACACCCCUUGAAAUUGACAAUAGAGAAAGGUCCCCGAGAGGGAGAAACCCUAGUUCGCAAACCAGGAUCCUUCGUCCGAAUCGGUAGACUCGUUAAAGGCAACAACUUCACUAUCAAAGACGAAGGAAUUUCAUCGAAGCACUUGUUCAUCGAAUUUAAAGGAGCGAAAUGGGUUGUUUCAGAUCUCGAGAGCUCGAACGGUACGCUUAUUAACAACACUAAGUUGCAAGCUUUGGUAACUUAUGAUUUAAGGGAUGGAGACGUGAUAAGGAUUGGAGAGUACACAUCUAUCAAGGUGAAUAUUAUGGAAGAGGCCAAGGUUGAUAAGCGUUCCAAAAGCGCUGCGAGAGGAGCUUCUGUGGAAGAUGUGGAUGGGUUCGGCGCUGAGGAUGGAGAGAGUCAGGUGAGGAGAAAUCCGAGGCGAAGAGCGGUUUCGAAGAAGGUUCCCAAGGAGGAGCCUGUAGAAUACGAGUCUGAAGUUCAAAAUUUUCCUGAAAAAUCGAAUUUAGCAGCUGAGGAUUGUGGGGAAGCAAAGGUCUUGCCUCCUUUACGGGGCCGGGGCAGGGGCCGGGGCAGGGGCAGGGGCCGUGGUCGGGGUAGAGGAGCAGCAGCGAGGACUGGGGCUUUGAAAGAUGGUGAACUUCUGGAGUCUUCUGAUGUUCAGGGGAUCCCUGGAACUUCAAAUGUAGGGCCAGAAAGCAGUAGAGACCAGGAUACUGCCGUCACAGUUGGCGAGAAUCAGACCAGGCAAGAAGUUUCGAAGAGUCAAUCUGCUGACUCCGGAUCUGGGGUUCAUAAGAUUACUGAGAGUUCCAAUUUAGGUGGAGAGAGCUACAGAGAAGCAGUUGAUGUGGCACCAGUUGUUGAAGAGAAGCCAAGGCCGGUAGUGGCUCUUAGAAGGACUAGAUCUUCAAGAAAUAAUGACAAAACUUCAGUUUCGGUUUCGGGGCUUCCUAAUAUUCCUGAAAGUUCAUGUUUAGGCCAAGAGAGUUGUAUAGAACCAGGGAAUAAAGUUCUUGUAGAAGAGAACCAGGGAGGAAGAGCGGCACUUGAAAGUUUCAAGGUUUCAGAGGAUGAGAUUUUAGCCCCUGUAUCAAUUCCUGCUUCUGAUGUUCAGCUGGGUGUGUCAAAUUCAGAGAAGAAUACUUGUAAGGAAAGCAGUAGAGAGCCAGAGAAUGUGGUUGCUGUUGCAGAGAAUCAUACUCGGCGAGGUGCUCGGAGAAGAAUGAGGGCAUCAAAGAAUGAACCUGCAGGAUCUGUUUAUGAGGUUCAUAAUUUUACUAAAAGUCCCGCUUUUGUUCAAGAGAGCUGUAGUGAACCAGAGAAUGCAGGUCCUGUUAGGUCUUCGAAGGUUGAUAAUGAACUUUCAGUUUCAGUUUCAGUUUCUGUUUCGGAGGUCCCAGAUAUUCCUGAAAGUUCAAAUUUAGGUCAAGGGAGUUGUACAGAACUGGAGAAUGGGGUUCAUGUAGAAGAUCACAUUGAAGGGAUCAAGGCCUCAGAAGAUGCAGUUCAGCUGGGUGUAUCAAAUUCACAGAAGGAUGCUAGUAAGGAACCGAACAGUACGAAUGCCGUUAAAGAGAAUCCUGCGAAGGUUGAUUAUGGAAAGGAGUUAGAGAAGAUGACAAUGGGAGAGUGGUUUGACUAUUUGGAGGUUUAUUUAUCAAAGCAGAUAUAUGACACAACUGAGGAAAUUAUUUUGGAUAUGAGGGAGAGAGCUAAGAAGUUCAAUGAAUUUAUGUCACAGCAGCAGAAUGGGAAAGCUAAGCAACCUGCAAUUUGAUCUGUUUGACAACAGAUGCAAUUUGAUCUGUAAUUCUUACAACUUUUACUUUUUUGGAAUAGUUUUAAAAAUGUUGGGAGUAUCACAUGACAAUGUUUGAUUGUAAGUGAUGAUUCUGACUUGCAUCUGGUUACCUUCAUCCUUCUCCCUAGUUUCUUGUUCUAUUGUAUUUUCAAGUCUGUUAUCUUCUGACUGGAAGUUAUAGUCAAAUAAUCUCUUUAAUUUGCACAAA